UCCUUUUCCUCUCUCUAUAAUUUACAUACAUACAAAUAUUUAUAUCUAUAUAUAUAAUCUUCCCACUCUAAUAAAUCCGUCCAAAACAACUCAACCAACAUCUUCUUUUCAUAGUUUUCAAAUCUGGGUACACAUACAAAAGUACUUAUACAUAUAUAUAUAUACAACCAUAAAUCUUUUCAUAGAAUUUAAAGUGUUGGGUCUUUUAAGGACAUGGAACAGAAGCACAUUUUGUUGUCUGCAUUGAGUGUUGGUGUGGGUGUGGGUGUUGGCCUUGGAGUAAACAAGUGGAGUGGCGGCUGUGUUGAAGACGGCGGCGUCACGGCGGCGCAGAUUGAGCAGGAGCUUCUCCGGCUUGUUGUGCGUGUGGAUAAUGAUGAUAAGGAUACAUUUAAGGAAUUUCCUUAUUAUAUAAGCGAACGGACAAGGUGGUUGUUGACAAGUGCAGCAUUUGUUUAUCUAAAACACCUGGAUGUUUCUAAGCAUACCAGAAAUCUUUCACCUGCAAGUAGAGCGAUACUGCUCUCAGGACCUGCCGAAUUUUAUCACCAAAAGUUAGCAAAGGCUCUAUCACAUGAGUUUGAAGCAAAAUUGCUAGUGUUAGACAUGGUUGACUUUUCUAGAAAGAUGCAGAGCAAGUAUGGUACAUCUAAAAAAGACUCGUCUGUCACAAGAUCCAUCUCUGAUAUGGCAUUGGAACGGAUGUCCAGUUUACUUGGAUCGUUCUCUGUGUCACAAGAAGAUGGUGGAGGAUGUAAGAGAAGAAAUGGCUCAGCUACCAAAUCCAGGAAUACAGAAUUCAAAAAUUCCACCGUCACUUCAGAUACUACUUCUCUUAGUUCACAGUCCUCUUCUUCAAAUUUAGCCACUCUCAAGCAUGUGAGCAGCUGCCCUUUUGAUGAAAAAGUAUUUUUGCAGACACUAUACAAGGUUUUAGUCUCUUUCUCUGAAACAAACGGAAUCAUUCUCUAUGUCAGGGACGUAGAGAGGUUUCUUAAAUCACAACGGACAUAUGAAUUGUUUGAUAGAAUGUUAAAGAAGCUAUCAGGGUCAACAUUAGUUAUUGGUUCCCGGAUAUUGGACCCACGUGAUGAAAUUGUUGAUGUCGAUGAAAAAAUCGCCAGCUUAUUUCCUUACAAUAUUGAUAUCAACCCACCUGAAGACGAGUCUCAUCUCAAAGACUGGACAGCACAAUUGGAAAAGCAAAUGAAGGACAUCCGGUUUCAGGAAAACAAAAAUCAUAUUGCCGAGGUGUUAGCUGCAAAUGAUCUUGAGUGUGAUGAUCUAGGUUCAAUUUGUCACGUUGACACAAUGUUUAUCAGUAAUUACAUACAAGAGAUAGUGAUAUCUGCAAUUUCUCAUCACUUAAUGAGUCACAAAGAUCCUGAAUAUCGAAAUGGAAAGCUCGUCAUAUCGUCUACCAGUUUGUCACAUGGAUUGAGCAUUUUCCAAGAGGAUAAUUGUGGUGGAAAAGAUACUUUAAAGCUGGAGACAAAUGCCGAAACAUCAAAGGGGUCAGAAGGUGAUGAAAAUGUUGCAUCAAAGUCAGAUAACAAAAAUGAGACCGAAAAACCAGUUCCUCCAAAACCGGAAGUUCCGGACAAUGAGUUUGAAAAACGUAUAAGACCAGAGGUUGUACCUUCCAGUGAGAUUGGUGUAACAUUUGCAGACAUUGGGGCCCUUGAUGAAAUAAAAGAGUCCCUACAGGAGUUAGUUAUGCUUCCACUUAAAAGACCAGAUCUUUUCAAUGGCGGACUUCUUAAACCUUGCCGUGGUAUAUUAUUAUUUGGCCCUCCAGGUACCGGAAAAACAAUGCUAGCUAAAGCAAUUGCUAAUGAAGCUGGAGCAAGUUUCAUAAAUGUGUCGAUGUCAACCAUCACUUCAAAAUGGUUUGGGGAAGAUGAGAAGAACGUGCGAGCUUUAUUCACUCUUGCAGCAAAGGUUUCUCCAACUAUAAUUUUUGUAGAUGAGGUUGAUAGCAUGCUUGGGCAAAGAACAAGAGUGGGAGAACAUGAAGCUAUGCGGAAAAUAAAAAACGAGUUCAUGUCACAUUGGGAUGGAUUAUUGACUAAACCUGGUGAGCGGAUUCUUGUUCUUGCAGCCACUAAUAGACCAUUUGAUCUUGAUGAAGCCAUUAUUAGGCGGUUUGAACGCAGAAUCAUGGUGGAUCUACCAUCAGUAGAGAACAGAGAAACGAUAUUGAAAACUCUCUUAGCAAAAGAAAAGGUGGAAAAUUUAGACUUUAAGGAGCUUGCAGUAAUGACAGAAGGAUUUAGUGGAAGUGACCUUAAGAAUUUAUGUGUAACAGCAGCCUAUCGACCAGUGAGAGAGCUAAUGCAGCAAGAGAGACAAAAGGAUAUUGACAACAAGGCACGCGACGAAGCACAAAGUGAGAAGAAAGAAGAUAGUGAAAGUGUUAUUACACUGAGACCAUUAAACAUGGAAGAUAUGAGGCAGGCAAAGACUCAAGUGGCAGCUAGUUUUGCGGGUGAGGGGUGCGUAAUGGGUGAGCUGAAACAAUGGAAUGAUUUGUAUGGGGAAGGUGGUUCGAGAAAGAAAGAGCAAUUAAGUUACUUCCUGUAAAUCAAAAUCAGUGAAACGGCAACGUUCAUCUAGAAAGGGUGAUGCAGACCGACUACAUACUGGAAUGUGAAAUGUAACAUAAUUUAUGUCCUGAUAAUUGAUGUACCACAUUUGAAAUGAAUCUGGGCGGGGAAAAUUGGUCUGUUUGUGAUUUGAAAGUAAAGAAUGAGGAACAAAUGAAAACUAUCAUGUCAUGUAAAUUGGGGAUUGGAAUUUGUUUAGUCAUAUUUCAUUGUAAAUUAUAUGGGUUGAUUAUUGGUUAA
Molecule: messenger RNA, 2846 nt
Organism: Erigeron canadensis
Lineage: Eukaryota; Viridiplantae; Streptophyta; Magnoliopsida; Asterales; Asteraceae
Exons: 16
Coding region: 214-2583 (789 amino acids)
Cellular component (GO): mitochondrial outer membrane
Molecular function (GO): ATP hydrolysis activity; ATP binding
Source: RefSeq, a predicted model, not a curated record